Messenger RNA from Pseudocercospora fijiensis CIRAD86, 1704 nucleotides. RefSeq lists its product as uncharacterized. The record is from RefSeq and is a predicted model, not a curated record. The transcript has a single exon. Bases 1 to 1704 code for a protein of 567 amino acids. NCBI's taxonomy places the organism in Eukaryota, Fungi, Ascomycota, Dothideomycetes, Mycosphaerellales, Mycosphaerellaceae.
AUGCAAUGCCCGGGCGGCAGCGCAAGCACUGAUUGUUCCUAUUUGCUACAUCAAGACUGGUCACCUCAGACUGCACUUACCGCAGCAACGACACCGCCAAGAUCUCCUCGGAUCAUACGAGAACACGGCUCACGCCUUCUACCAAAACCUCGGGAUCAGGAUCAACCGAGCAAUCAUUCAGCUUACCAUCACGGACACAACAGAACCGCUUCCCUCCCUACCAAUGUCUUCUCGAUGCAGUUCGGUCCAGCGCUACCUCAGUCAGCAACGCAUCGAAGAUCUAUCAGCCCUUAUGGACAUACUCGUGUUGCGUCAACCGCAUCAAUGCCAACUCCGGCACCUUUUGAUCAUCUUGGCAUCAGUCGACCAUCAAUGUCCAGCAUGCGAUCAGUUUCAAGCUCGGCCAUUCGUACUCACACGCGAAACAUCUCAUCGAGCAGCAUCGAUGCCACUAUGCUCAGCCGUUAUGGCUAUCCCACCUACCGGCACAGCCCAACUCCACAACCAGCCUCUCGACCAAUGUCUCGCACGCCCAGCGCCAUGAGCCAUCUGACCCCCAUCGCCAUGCCAGGUGGCCAGAUGCAAUCCUAUCCAAACAGUCGAAGAACAGCUAGUCCACCCGCAACCUCUUCCAGCCUUUCCCUCGAACCCGAAAUUCCUGAAGACUUCAUCACAGAGACCUCCACAGUCCUCGACUAUCUCACCUCACCCAAUCCAACCCCAUCGCUCAUCCAACGCAUCAACGACGGAGUCAAAUCUCAAGCCAAUCAUUUCUGGUUCGAUAUCCGCAACAUCCGUCCAUGGUCCGACUUCAACAUCGACACCAUAACCUCAAUCCCCGGCCUCCUCGACCUCCUCAAAAUCGACGUCCCAGUAACCUCCCUCCCCACUCCCCCCCAAGUCAACCUCUCCCCAGAACACCCCUCCCACCUCGUAGACCUCUGCGCCCAACACCACGCCAUAAAAGUAAACGCCGCCCUCAAAGUCGCCCAAGGCGAAAAGCACAUGGCAAUGCGCACCCUGACUCCAGGCCCCAAAAAACCCCGCCACCAACAACCCGAAUUCCUCGCCAACUACCAAUCCGACAGCGAAAAACCCCUGUACGGCGACGGACGCGGUCGCGUCAUCGGCGUCGUGAAAUCUUACCAUCAGUGGAACUCCGGGUAUCGGAACGGCUCCCCGAUAGAGAAGAUUUACUACCUAGAACACCUCGCGCACCUGCACAAACACAUGCGCGAACACGGGACGAGAUACGGGUUUAUAAUAACGGAAAUCGAACUCGUGUGCGUCCGGUACGGUGGCGGCGGUCCCUCAUCAUCCAAUCACGAAGAAAACAACAACAACAACAACAACAACAACAACAACAUCCCAUACUUCGGCUCCCUCGAACUCGCCCCACCCAUCCAAAUCUCCACUUCCGGAAGGAAGGAUGAAGACGGGACUCCCAACCUCACCGUCGACCUCGCCCUGUUUUUCUUACACAUGUUGGCGAAAGAACAGAGCUUCCCGGGACAGGAGCAUUGGAAGUUGGAAAUUGGGACGCCGAGUGCGAUGACGAGACGACACCAUUUGAAGAGGGAUGAGUGGAUGCCGAAAGUCAAUGUGCAGGAUAAACGCACUUCGAAGAGAGUUAGGGGGUGGACGUUCCCGGAUGAGCCGUUGCAUAAGAGGGAGGGGGGGAGGGGGAGGGGGAGGGGGAAGUGA